This is a messenger RNA of Rotaria socialis, 841 nucleotides long. The record is from the annotation of a GenBank genome assembly. Lineage: Eukaryota; Metazoa; Rotifera; Eurotatoria; Philodinida; Philodinidae.
UAUAAUUGAUGGUUUGAUUAGAAAAUUACAACAAAGAUUACGUGAUAAAUAUUUUGGUAAUAGAACACACGAAAUAUUGAGACAAUUACAAGAAAUCGAUGCUAAUAAAGCUGAAGAAUUUAAAGAAUCAUUUGAAUUAUUUAUUAAAACUGUUAUUGAAUAUAUAAAAUCUUAUUAUGACGAUAGUACAAGACAGUUUUAUGAAAAAUUAUCAUUUUUUAGUUAUCAAUCACUGGAAUUUCUUGCAUGGGAACGUCUUAUCGAUGUUGUUAAUUUAAUUAAAGUAAAUGAUUUGAAUAAAGAUGAAUUGUACAGUGAAUAUUGUGAACUCAGAGUUUUAUACGACAAUUUAAUUAAAAAAGAUGUUAAAUUAAGUGAUCAAAUCAAGUUAUAUAUCUCAAGUAAGAAAGACUACGAUCUAAUAUCAACAAUAGAUAGGUCGGAUAGUGUACACGAUAAUGAUGAGGAUGAUGAUGAUAUUGCAUUAGUACAUAAAAAUCAACAGUAUGAUGAACAUGUACGAUCUGAUCACUUUUGGUCUUAUUUACUGAAUAUUAAUCCUAAAUCAACACCAAAUAUGAAAAAAAGUAUAUGCUACAUAUUUUCGAUUCCUUGUACAAAUGCCUAUGUAGAAACAAUUUUUAGUCACAUAAAACAUGCAUGGUCCGAUUAUCGCAAUCAUAUGGAUAUCGAAUUAGUUGAUGCUGAAUUGAAAAUUAGAGUAAAUUCUGAUUAUCCUUGUGCAUAUAUGUAUAAACAUCUUUUAUCUCAACCGGAUGUAUUGACCAAAAUUCGAACAAAUGAAAAAUAUCAACAAACGAAGCGUCGUAAUACCGAAUAA